CGAAGAGAAAAGAAUCGAAACGAAACGAAACGAAAUCAGAGCCAGUGCCAGAGCAUUCCAAUCUGAUUUUAAAUGCGAGCCAUCAGCCGCCACCUACCUAAGAGUCGGGAGCAUCAUUAGCGCCCCCCAUCCGUGGGCACCUUAUCCGCACAGGCACCGCACACAUACACGCACGCAAGCGCAGGUCUUGGAGAUAGCAAAACUAUUUUCGCUUUGAUUUGGCUUUUGUUUUAUUUCCGCAUCGAAAAUGUGGAGGAAAGCGACCAAGUUAGUCGUGGAAACGACAUCACCAUCAGCAUGGAGGAAUACGCGUCGUCAGGGACAAACAGGAGCACCGACAACUGCAGCAGCAACAGCAACAACCAGGCGAACGAGGACAUCAACAGCACAAGGAUUAACCAUCACAUGGUCCCAGCUUGCCGUUGUGGUUGCUGUUGCAAUGCUGCUGAACUGCAGCGUCUGUCAAGCUGCCAGACGAGCACCGCCGGAGCCCUACUACGGCCGCUACAUCGGAGAUUUUACCAACUUUGCGCAUGGCAUCAAGGGUCACAUCUAUGCCGUGGACGAGUCAACGAUGUUCGUCAAGUCGUUCGCCUACGACGGCACCGGACCGGAUGCCUUCUUCUGGGUGGGCAAGACGGCGCGCCCCAGCCCCGAUGGCUACAUCAUUCCCUAUCCGGAGGAGUACAAGGGCGUAGAUCCACCCAUUCUGCAGGCCCACAAUAAAACGGACAUCAUACUGCGCUUACCCAUGGGCAAAAGGAUUAAGGACAUUCGCUGGCUGUCAGUGUGGUGCAGACGCUUCACGGUUGACUUUGGUGAGGUAUUCAUUCCACCUGGUCUGGAUAUACCCAAGCCGCGGGUACUGCCCGAAUUCAAGCGACUGGCCCAUGGCCUGCGAUCCAGCAACAUCAGCGUGCUAGAUGCCAAGACCUUCUACAUACCGAACCUGCACUACGAUGGCGCCGGACCCGAUGCCUACUUCUGGGUGGGCAAUGGCAGCGAACCCAACAUCAUGGGCAUAAAGGUGCCAAACGAGGUGGGAUCGCUGGAACCGCUGCGGGGCUACCAGGGCGAGGAUAUCGAGAUUCAGCUGCCGGGCAGUCUGACCGUUUACGACAUCGACUGGCUGGCCGUGUGGUGUGUGGAGUACAGGCACAACUUUGGACAUGUCUACAUACCACGGGACAUGGAUGUGCCGCCAGCCCUGGGCCAGACGAAGAUAACGCCUUCAUGGUGGUAUUCACCCACAACCACCACGCCCAGGCCGGUGUACAGCAACUGCCGGGAGAUCCUGCCCAACAAGCUGCAGGUGAAGUGGGAGCUGCAGGGUGAGUAUCUGCAGAUAGAGCUCUUUGGCCGCAUCACCGAGGAUCAGUACAUGGCCUUUGGCCUCUCGGGUGCCAAUGGGCGCGCCCAGAUGUCCCAGUCCGAUGUGGUGGUUGCCUUCUACGACACCAAUGCCCGUGUGUUCCGGGCCGAGGAUUACUUCAUCUCCGAUUUGUCGCAGUGCGAUGGACAGCGAGGCGCCUGUCCCGAUGAGCGGAUUGGGGCACGCAAUGAUGUGCAUGUGUUGAGCGGGGAUCGCAAGAACGGAGUGACUAGCAUCCGAUACAAGCGGCUGCUGCAGACGAACGAGGUCAUCUACGACUCGGCCAUUCCCAUUGACCGCGAGGUGUCCGUUAUCGCUGCCAUUGGACCGCUCAAUGCCCGCAAGGAGGCCAAUGCCCACUCGCACACAGCCGGCGACCACAACCAGGAAGACAUUCGCAUCAAUUUCUCAGCUCGGAACGAUCAUGCGUGCAAGAGUUCGCUGUACGAGGUGAAGGACGAGAGCGGACCCAGGCCAUGGCCCACGCGAAAGAUCGAAGGUGUCAGGAAGUUCCGUGCCAGCAUUGGGCCGACGGGUGGCAAGCGAGGCUAUACGUCCAUCACGGGUGUGCCCUCGUGGGGCAUUGCCUGGUAUGUGAACGAUCUGCUGAUACCUGAGAUCACUGUGGAGCGUGGCCUGAGCUACGAGUUCGUCAUCGAAGGCGGCAACGAUCCCGCCCAGCCAGCUAGAUAUCAUCCAUUUUACAUCACGGACUCACCGGAGGGCGGACUGGGCCAGAAGAUGGGUCUGGAGGCCAGGAAACAAAAGGCAUACGCCGGUGUGGAAUACGACGAAGAUGGCAAUGCCAUACCAACGGCCGCUGGACGCUAUUGCGAGUGGGAGCAUCUGACCGUCGAUCGUUCAGCCGAGAUUGAGACUUUUGAGGAGUACGUUAAAACGCUGGUCUUCAAGUGCGAGGAUGGAGAGCCGGACUAUCUUAAUUGGACAGUUCCCAUGAAUGCGCCCGAUCAGCUGUACUAUCAGUGCUUUACCCAUAAUAAUCUGGGCUGGAAGAUCAACGUGGUGGACAUGGGUGCAUCGGGUGGCUCGGUUGGCAGUUGGGCAGUAGGCCUCAUGACCUACACAAUUUCAACAGUCUUUAGUCUGGUUGCGACACGUCUCCUUCUCACUGGCCAUGUACUUGCCUGAUAGUGUUCUGGCCGUGGCCAGUUAAUUGGCAUUAAUUAGAGUUCAACUUCAAAAUGAUCCGACAGACGGGGUCUCCUGGGUCUCCGUUCUUUGAGCACAUAUCCUAGAUCACUUAACACAUAUCCCGGCCCGCACAACCUACCUGCCCUAUUUUUGUUUGGUACUUCCUUCUAUUACUCUCGACGAAUUUAUGAUUUUAUAACGAAGCCCAGAGCCGUGUCUGUUGGGUAUUGUUGGGCCGCUAGGCGAUAUUCACAACCAGGCUAAUAUCAUCUGAAAAACAUAUCUUGAUAAUAAUUCAUAAGAUGUAAAACUGUUGAAAUUAUGUGUAUGCAUGCAUGUACUGCUACGAAGGGGGGUAUGGGGAUAGAGAGUGCAAGUGGGUAGUGGGGA
Molecule: messenger RNA, 2914 nt
Organism: Drosophila obscura
Lineage: Eukaryota; Metazoa; Arthropoda; Insecta; Diptera; Drosophilidae
Product: protein Skeletor, isoforms B/C
Exons: 14
Coding region: 248-2521 (757 amino acids)
Source: RefSeq, a predicted model, not a curated record